UAAUAAUUUUUAUUAAUUUUUGAUAGGUAGAAGAAAAAAGUUGUGUAAACCGAAUGGAAAAAGUUAAAUUCUUUGCAACAAUAUUUAUGGUGAUAAUAAUAAUGACAAGUGUUUUCGCGGAAGACCCACCGGUGAAAGUUACGGCCAAUGAGGUGACUCUUGCGGCGGAGGCUGCCGCCUUGAGUUUCAAAAGCAGCGCCGGGGAGGCUGCUGAAGGGGCUAAGACAUGGGCCGAUUGGGCGACUAGCAAAAUCAGGCAUCCUGGAGGAAAUUUUGAGAAAACACCCGAUUCAGAGUGAGAGGUUACCAAAUUUUUAGCAAACAUUUAUGUUUAAUAUAGGCAUAAAUGUUUAUCAACAAAACUAUGUAAAUUUAAACCAAAUCAAUUCAAUUGCAUUGUACCCUAUUGAAACUCAUAUUGUGUAAGGAACUUUUUCAAA
Eutrema salsugineum is the source of this 440-nucleotide messenger RNA. RefSeq lists its product as uncharacterized. The record is from RefSeq and is a predicted model, not a curated record. NCBI's taxonomy places the organism in Eukaryota, Viridiplantae, Streptophyta, Magnoliopsida, Brassicales, Brassicaceae. The coding region runs from base 54 to 299 and encodes 81 amino acids. The transcript has 2 exons.